Uranotaenia lowii is the source of this 3286-nucleotide messenger RNA. RefSeq lists its product as uncharacterized. NCBI's taxonomy places the organism in Eukaryota, Metazoa, Arthropoda, Insecta, Diptera, Culicidae. The record is from RefSeq and is a predicted model, not a curated record. Gene Ontology annotation, cellular component: membrane. Bases 261 to 3107 code for a protein of 948 amino acids. The transcript is spliced from 13 exons.
GUUAGUUUGAGAUUGCCAUCAUCUUAUUCCUCCGGGGCUGUAGACUCCAAUCGAACAGUUUAUACUUAGGUAGUUCAGAUUCUUUGUGAUCGCGGUCUAGUCGAGACGUCCGGUUGUUCCUGGGUUGAUCUGGUGCUUUUCUGUUUAGAAGCCGCACGAUAAACCAGCAGCAAACCAAGUUUACAUCUCGAUCUCGAUCGGUGUGCUUUGCAAGAGAUUCAAGUGCGAUAAUUUCAUCUUGGUGAUUCGCGAUCUCAAGAAUGGGGGUGGACAGUGAAAAACCUUUAAAAACUAGUGCCGAGGAUAUGGGUACCAAUCCGGUGAAUGUGGAAGAGGAGAUACGGGAUCUGACCAAGUGGGAAAAGUUCUGUCUGCGCCAUGGAAUUAAUCCCAACCUGAUUAUGCUCAAGAUCACGCUGUUUGUUAUGUAUGGAGCUACAUCCUCGCUGCUGCCCUAUUUGACCAUUCACAUGCAGAGCACCGGACUGACGGUUGAGGAAAUAGCCAUCAUCUACCUGGCCCUGCCAUUCACGACCUUCCUCAGCCCGCCGAUUACCGGAUUUCUGGUGGACAAGUUUGGCCGCUACAAACCGGUGGUGAUUAUGAGCCUGCUGCUGAACGCCCUCUUCCAUCACUCGCUGCUGCUGAUUCCGCAGCAGGAAAUCCCCGGCAAGGUACCGGAAGCGUACGUAAUGAGACAUCCGGAGACGGGAAAUGUUGAGGUCUGGUGGUCUCCCUGUCCGAGUCGUGAAUGUCCCGAGGAAGAGGAAAUUGACAUAGCCGUGGACCAAUGUUUGGAUCAUUGUUUGCUACUGGAGCAGGACCCCAAAAUAGAGAUAGUUCCACCGCCGACGUUUGCCCCCAUUCUACCUCCAGCCGUGGGUGACGUGGCCGGCGAUGAGAUGGAACUGUACAUCAACAAGAAGAUCAACCGGAAGAACAAGACCUCACUGGACAUUUCGUUGAGUAGUUCGAGCACCACCGAGCUGUAUCUGGAUAAACAAAUUUUAAGUAAAGACCCAGAUUCUUCGGAGGAGAGUGAGGAAAGUUGGGUGCUUGCGGGAAGUGGAGAUUCGGCCUAUUUUGUGCUGGACAUGCACCCGGAUUUGGGUGAGCCAAUCGAGCAGCUGGGAAUGGAAGUUGAACAUGAUGACAACGAAACCGUUACGGAUUUUAAAACCCGAUUUGGGGAAAAGCUUCUUUGGAAACAGGGUGUCAACGUUACGGCUCUGGAGGAGGAAGAUCUCCGUUGUGGAGGAAUUGUGUUGUCUUCCAAUAUGUCACUGAACAGUAACAUAAAAUUGAGUGAACUCGCGGCAGAUUGUAUGGUACAAAGAUGCCGUUUCCGUAAGAAUGGUCCCGAUAUAUGCCCACCGGAUUACAAGGAAAGUGAUGAUAAGGUUUUCUGGAUCUACUUUGGCUUGCGGUUCCUGGCAACAACUAUGCUGUCAGCUGGUGUUACAAUCAUGGAUCCUAUUGCCCUGACUAUGAUUGAAAAGUACGGAGGAGAUUUUGGUCGGGAGCGUCUUUUCUCCAGUAUAGGAAUGGCCAUCUUCUCCCCAAUCACCGGUAUAAUGAUUGACUUCUUCUCGAGAGAUCUCGGCUACACGGAUUACUCGGCUGCCUUCUACACAUACGAUAUCCUGUUGGUGAUUUCAUCGAUAUCAGUGUUUAUGAUGCCGCUGGGAGAAAAACUACCGGCAGACAAUGUGUUCAAGGAUCUGCUCAAUCUACUUAAGCUGAAGCAUGUGAUCAUCUUCAUUUGGUUCCUGUUUUUGUUGGGCAAUUUCUGGGGCUUUAUCGAAAGUUUCCUGUUCCUAUAUCUUAAAGAGUUGGGAGCUCCCAAUUAUCUGCUUGGUAUUACAAUCACUGUGGGUACGGUGAGCAGUAUUCCAUUUUUGUACGGAGCAGGUCGAAUUACCAAAUUUAUCGGACAUGUCAACCUGAUUGUGAUAGCCUUCAUUGCUCACGCUUGCCGUCUAGUGGGGUAUUCGUUGAUUGAAAACGCCUGGUGGUGUUUCCCAUUCGAGGCGAUGGAAGCCCUCUCCUGUCAUCUGAUGUGGGUAGCAGCGGCCACCUAUUGCGCCCUGUUGGCACCGAAAAAUCUGCUAGCCACCCUGAUCGGUGUGCUCGGAAUGGCUCACUUCAGCUUGGGUCGAGGAAGCGGAUCCUUCUUUGGAGGGUUUCUAAUUGGCGAAGUUGGCACUCGGGAAGCAUUCCGGUACAUGGGAUUAGUUGCAGUCGCCGGAGGGCUGGCGUACAAGUUUAUCCACGCCAUCUGGCUGCGAAAGUACGAUAAUCCGGAGGCGGAAGAGGAAGACACCGAGAAUGGUGAAGCGGAAAAACUAACCGAGGAGCCAAAAACGAAGGACCAAGGCACUUGGAUGUCUCAAGAGCGACUCACGCUGAUGAUCAAAUACAACCAGAUUGGCUCACUAACUUCACUUCCGCGCGGUUCAAGGGGUGACGUAACGGAUUCGCUGUCCAGACGCCGCAGCAGCUACAACAUCGAGUACGUGCGCGCUCCCAAAGGGGGAGGAAGUGCCUCCAAGGUUGACCUGCUGAAAUCGGCCCUGGAAAUCAACCACAAAGUCUCGCAGCCUCACCUGCUCCGGAAGGACGGCAAGGCGUCGGAUCAGUCGCUGAACUCCAAGAGGGCAGACAGCGCCCCCCGGUUGAACCCUUCGAAGAACAUUUCGCAACCGGCACUCAGUUCCGUGGCUGACGAGGUCGGCGCUCCGUGUGUUCUGAGCCGUCACCGGAAGAAACAUCACCAGAGUGGGAUUUUGGUGUUGAGAGCCACCAGCCAGGAUGGAGAUCUGGAUCUGAGGAAUUAUUUGCGGGAAAAUGAUCAUCGUGAAUCGCUGACAGAGCUGGAGUCGGAGCACUACAAAUCGGAACUGGCCAAACAGGCGAGGGCGCACAUCCUGAACGACAUUCCGGAACGACCGGUGGAACCAAGCGAUCUGAUGACCAGCAGCACCAUCGAUAGCAGUGCCCCGAAUACUCCGGCCAAUGGUCCGCCGGAUGUUGUGGUCAAUGUUGAAGCCAAAGAGGAACCCAAACCCAGCAUACCGAACAAUCAGAAUGGUAAAAACGAUACCUGAUAGUAGGUUUGCCGCAGAGACGGACACAGUUUUUGGGGUACCUGUACGCAGAUGUUUAACGUCUUUUACUUUCUUCUUGCUUUAGCACUUUAAACGUCGAUUGUUUUUGUUAUCCUUGUUUUGCAGAAUUUAGUGAUAUUAAUUUCAUCGAAUAAUAAAAUGCAUUUUAAUACGCUCGA